UUACCAGAUGUUCUCUGCAUAACUUACACAGUUCCGUGAGAGACUUCAGGAUGUUGCCCAGCCCCACAUGGAUAACCAGUACCUCAACAGGUGGCUGAAAGCAAGAAGGUAUAAGAUCGACAAGGCUGAGCAGAUGUACAGAGCACAUCUUACCUUUAGGAAGAGUAUGGAUGUUGACAACCUUAAGAAGAACUUCAAGGAGCCAGAGGUUAUAGAGAAGUUUUUCCCAGCGGGAGGUUUCUGUGGUGAGGACAGGGAGGGCAGCCUGGUGUUUUACCAGGUGUUCGGGCGGCUGGACGUCCAGGGGAUGAUGAGAUCUGUCAAGAUCCUGGACGUCAUCAAGUUCCAGAUCUGUAUGCUGGAGAUGGUGGAGGACAUGUUAACUGCACAUUCAGCAAAGACUGGCAAACAGACAUUUGGGAUGACUGUGGUGUACGACUUGUACAACUUUGGCAUGCAGCAUCUUUGUAAGCCAGUUGCGGAGGCAUUUGUUCAGUUUCUGAAGAUGUUUGAGGCCAACUAUCCAGAAAUCCUGAAAAAGGUCAUUGUGGUACAAGCACCUUCUGUCUUCCCCAUCGCCUACUCUGUUGUGAAACCCUUUCUGAGUGAAGACACCAGAAACAAGGUGUUUGUCUGUGGCAGUAAUUGGAAAGAGGUCCUGGCUGAACACAUUGCACCUGACCAGAUCCCUGUACACUAUGGAGGCACCAUGACUGACCCUGAUGGGGACGUCAUGUGCAAGUCAAAGAUCAGAUAUGGAGGUGUGGUUCCCGAGUCACAUUACUCACCGGGAAUUCCUGCAGAGAUCCUGGAACAGAUGAAGUCAGCAGACGUGGAGCCUGGGACAUCACUGGGGCUGGAGGUGGACGUGAGGACCCCUGGUGCCAUCCUCAGGUGGUUGUUUAAGACAGAAGAUUGUGACAUCGGGUUUGGAGUGUACAGGCAGCAGGGCAAUGGUACCAGAUACCAGGACAUGGAGGAAGUCGUGCCAUGCUCCAAACACAACAGUCAUCUCAUACUGACCGACGGGGAACUGUUGUGUGCAGAGGCUGGCAAAUAUGUUGUUCGAUUCGACAAUUCCUACAGCUGGGUUCGGAGUAAGACCCUUCGCUACAGUGUGGAGGUGCUGGAACCUGGUGAUGAAUCUCUCACAGGGGUCAGGGGUGAUGUGUCACAGUUCAGGGAUGGGCAAGAUUCCAGCCAAGACUAAGGGUAACAAAGGUCAAACCUGGCCGGUAAUGUGGAAAUCUUCCAGCUUUGUAGAAAAAUGUAUGAAAAAGUCCCAUGUAGGAAACAAAGUUGAAAUAGCUAAUGUGACAAUGUUAUCUACAAAAUUGUGCCUCAAAAGAAGUCAUUUUAGCAGUGACCAAGUAAGAUUUCCAAUGCUUCACAGGGAUAAACCUGUGGUUAUCCCUGUGAAAAGUCUUUAAAUUCAGGGAACGGAAGUGUGGUUAUCAUUUUAAUACAUGUAACAUUAAGUGACUUGCUCUAAGCUUGCCUGUUUGCCUUGAUCUAAGCCCUCAAGAAGGAGCAACAGACUAAUAUAGAGGUGUUGCAAAUAUUGACUUAAAUCAACUAAUGUAUAUGUUCCAACUACAUACUCCUAAAUGUUGUUUAUAAUCUCAUUAUGAUGGGACAAGAGACCAGGUUUUUAUUAUGUUGCAAGUUGCAAAUUUUGACAUUUAGGUCCAAAGCCCUAGCUGGUGAAUAAGUUGUGGGAACAUUGCUCAGGCAAAAAAAGACAGGAAUACAAAAGUACAUAUUUGUAAUAAAUCUAUUAUAUUUGAUUUUCAUUGUAAAAAGCAUUCUGAAAUUGCAAAAUGUACAAACAUAUUACAUUAGAUUUGUCAUCAAACAUAAAACUACAUCUCAAAAUAUAUCAAAAAUGGCAAAUAACAUAUCAGAAAUAAAAUAUCUGCAUGAUAUGACAUUACAAUGUUAGUGACAUUUGUAUUUUGGUCUAAACUAAAUGGCAAAUUUCAAUAAUAAAAUGGACCUUUGUUAUAAGGUCUUGAGUAAUAAACUGCAUACAGAAGUUAAGUGAUUACAAUGUCUCAUCACACUUUUUUGUUUAGUACUGGUAAAAAUCAUUAAUGCAACAGUUCUUGACAGAUAUACCUAAAAUUAGGCAUACUAUAAUCAAGGAGGUUUAAAAUCUAUAAUCAUACAGUUCUUACAGAAAAAAUAGAAAUACUGCUAAGUAGUCAAUACUACAAUUUUCACAUCAAUUUAAACAAAUAGUACUCAAAUUUUUUUCAUCUCAAUUUCGGAUUUUCACACACUUGAUCACUCAUCAUCAAACAUUACAUCAUUAUCAGAUCUUAGA
Branchiostoma belcheri (Belcher's lancelet) is the source of this 2326-nucleotide messenger RNA. RefSeq names its product SEC14-like protein 2. Lineage: Eukaryota; Metazoa; Chordata; Leptocardii; Amphioxiformes; Branchiostomatidae. The transcript is spliced from 12 exons. Gene Ontology annotation, cellular component: cytoplasm. The coding region runs from base 68 to 1210 and encodes 380 amino acids. The record is from RefSeq and is a predicted model, not a curated record.